Molecule: messenger RNA, 6096 nt
Organism: Saccharomyces kudriavzevii IFO 1802
Lineage: Eukaryota; Fungi; Ascomycota; Saccharomycetes; Saccharomycetales; Saccharomycetaceae
Gene: LAA1
Product: AP-1 complex accessory protein LAA1
Exons: 1
Coding region: 1-6096 (2031 amino acids)
Biological process (GO): retrograde transport, endosome to Golgi; endocytosis; intracellular protein localization
Cellular component (GO): membrane; endocytic vesicle; Golgi apparatus
Source: RefSeq, a predicted model, not a curated record
AUGGGAGAGGUAAAAGGCAAAAGAGGUGAAGGCAAAAAGACGCAGGUCGCAAAGAUGGUAAAUCAAACCCUCCAGAAGUUGAUGGAUACGUCAACAGAUGAUGGUCACACUUUAUCAACUUGGAUAACUACCAAUCUGGAAAAGCUCAUAUCUUUGAAAGACGCCAGUGACGCCGAAUUACAAGAGGUCAAAGACAUACACACUCAAUUGGAUGAUUUUAUAAGAUACACCGCCGUAUUAGAGAACACGAAUAGUUUAGAGCUGCAUUCAGUGUUUAUCAGUUUGUCACACCUCUAUACAAUGUCUAUAUGGCAAUUGAAAAACGUAUACCCUGGGAUGGUUUUUGAUUCUGCUGCGUAUUUAACUAAUGUACUAUGUGAGGAAGACGUUUCGAUUGAUGAAAUUAAUGACCCUAAUGAAAAAAAGAAAAAGAAGAAGUCAACGACGAAAAAGAAAAGGUACAUAUACACUCCAGCAAAAGAUAUUGCGUGCACAUUAUUAGUCCAAAUAUUCGAAAAUUUUGGAAGCAGCAUUUCUUCUUUGGUCCCACUACUUUUUAGUGUAAUUUUCAAAAACCUAAAAAAAAUCAUGGAAAAAAGUAAAUAUCACCACGCUGCUUUUAUGACAUCGCUGCUUCAGCUUUUUAAUGCCAUUUUAAGAAAUUCAAACGAUGACGAUAGAAUCUUGGAUCCAACUACGUACGCAAAAUUUUCAAAAUUAUCUAAAACCGUCUUUGACAGUAUUUCAGCGGAUGAGAAAGAUUUCCCGGUUACCUUUGUAUCUGUGUUGAUAGAAUCCUGGACGGCUCAUUUCAAACAGACAGCUUUCAUUAAGGAGCACUCUCAUGACGUGUUAGAAACAAUCUAUUCAAGAUUCACGGAAGGUGAGAUAGGCCUUUAUGGUUUUGCUAAUGAUGAAACUCGUAUUUUCACUGCUAAAUCUCUAGCGGAAAUUUUAUUUGAUUAUUACUUUUCGAAGAAAAUCUUGACCUUACAAGAGGUAUGGUCUAUUUAUGUUAGGAUUUUUCUGAAUUGUGAUACCCGAGAUGUAGAAAGUGGUUGUUUUGAAUCCAUUAUCCAUUUGACUAACAUAAACCUAUUAGCUGAUAAUACUUUCCUGAAUAACUCAAAAUAUUUGGAUAUGGUGCUGUCUUUAAGUGAGAUCUUUAGCGACUACGAAGUAAAUAAUAGAAGCAUGAAUACAUUAUCAAGGUACUUAAGGUACUUCCAACAUAUGCAUAAGAUCAUAUUACCACAUUUGAGUGACACUGCAAAGACUCAAAUGCUAUAUUACAUUUUAGGCUCCUCGGAUCCUCACGGUAGCUCUUUCAAAAGCGAUUCAACUACAAGUCUAAAGUAUAACAUUGAUGCCAAACCUGAAACACAGUGGCUUACACUACUACAAUUAGACUUGACAUAUACUUUAAUAAGCGAUCUGAAUUCUACAUUUGCCACCGAAGAGCAUAUUGUUAAAGAAAUUAGAGAUAAAUUAGUUGAUCUGGCGACAUGUGAGAUAUUUACAAUUCGUGUUCACACAAUGGAAAUUUUGAGAAUUUUUCUGAAUAAUUGUCCGGAAUAUCUCUCGGAGACUAUUGAAAACUCUUUACGUGCAUUAUCUACUGAUUUCAAAUCUACUGACAAAUUCACUUUUCAUAGGAACCAUGGACAUGCUUUUAUUAUAGCGAACCUUAUCAAAGACGCCAAGAGUGAUUAUAUUUCUUAUGAGUUGAUCAUGAGGAUCACAGUUUUCUCCACGUCAUUUAUAAAAAACAAUACCACGUCUACUUCUUCCAACUUGUACUUCAAAGGGCUUUUAUGCUGGAUAUUAUUGAUAGGAUUAAUGAAUUAUAAAGAUGAACAGUAUUUGAAAUUACAGAUACCUCAACUGUUUCUGUUCUGGAAAGUUCUAUUGACACAUACUUACACAUACCAUGACGAGGACGAAUUGUAUAAAAACCUAGAAAUUCGAAACCAUGCUUUGGCCUGUCUAUUAACAUACUUAAGCAAUACGCAAAUUGAUAAAGACACGGCCAAACAAGUGUCAUAUUUGUUAACCAAAUGCUCCAACUUCAACCACUCUAUUGACUUAAAAUCAAAAAACAUUGAUAAUGCCCUGUUGCACAAUGAAAAUAGAAUUUUGCAAGUAUAUCUUAAAUUGGAGAAGUAUAUAAGUAGUGAUUUCAAUAGUUCCUUACUAAUAUUAAUUGUGAAGAACUUUUCAGAUCCUAAUCUCUACACAGAAUCGAGCACUUCCGUUUUUAUCAGUUUAAAAGAUAUGCGGAGCAGAAAAGUAGGAAAUAAAGAUGACGUCGAGAAUAACACCGCUUCAGAAUCCUCAAUAAACACCUUACUGCGUCAAAACAAUGGCUUUGCAUUCGGUCUCUCUAGUAAAAUAAGCAGCGACUGUAUUGUAAAUCUAUCGAUGUCCUCCACCUAUAAAUAUGAUGAACUAAUAAGUGGAAGCUGGCCGUCCAAGGAUUAUAAUUGGUACAAUAUUUUCGAAAAGGAAGUGUUGAAGCCUAUUUCUCCAAUUUUGUCCUUGGACUCAUUGAUUUUGUUAUAUGGAUCCGGAUCUUACUCUCAAAUUGAUCGCUACGCACCCCAAGUUACUACAUCUUUGAUUGACUCUUCUAUGGAGCUUUUUUCAUCUGUAUUUCCCUUUCUGAAUAGUAAAAUACAGUACUCUGUUAUGGAAACUCUGAAUCUGUCCAUGUUUUCCAAAACGACUACACCGUUGAGAAGCGCAGCAAUCGCUGCCAACGUUUGCAGCGCACUGCAUAGUGCUUUGCGGAUCAUGCAAGAAAAGAGUUUGGUGUUGGACUAUUCAGUAGGGCAAUUGAUCAUCGAAUCGAUAAAAAAAAUUCAAUUCUUCAAUGACACAUUUUUGACAAAGAUCAAGGCAGAUUGUGUAGGGUUACUUACGGCCGCUAUUGCACGAUCAUUUGACGAUGAAGAAAGGCAGAAGUUUCUCACAGAGCAAUCAAGGAUAUUUAUAAAAAAUGUCGCAGAUAUGGAUGAACCAUACUUAAGGAUGUUUCACGUCCUUUCAUUGGCCACGAUCUUCAAAUAUAACCCGCAAUAUGCAAAUUUUGAAGCAUCAUUUGACGUCAUCUUUGCGUUAAUGAGGGAUCCACAUCCCGUUGUUCAUUCUUGGUCAUUAAAAGCAAUGCAUGUUCUUCUUGAGAAGCACCUGGUGAUUGAUUUGAAAACAGCAGCUCUGCUGCUGAAUUCUAUGGAAAUCCUGCUGACGAACGAUAAGUUUGGUGUUUACGGUCCCUCCACUCUUCGCUGCAACUAUAAUAGAGAGUUUAAUUCUCAUGUAGCUAUCGGUGAAAUCUCAAAAACUUUGACUGAAACUGUGGGUCCAAAUUUUCUAGAACUAAAUCCUAAAGUUCUUGAUUCGUUCAGAAAUAUUACUCUAUCUUUGUUAAUAUCCAAUAAUAUUCUCAGCAGCAUAACUAGCAUCAAAAUAUUUGAAAAUAUAGCUACUUUCAAAAUGAAUAACAUCCUAAACUAUGGAAUCUUUAUUUCCUCCUCUAAAAGUAUAAUCAAAAGCUCAAUAGUUACAGGAAUAGGGUCAUCAUAUUUUGAUACAACAUUUACCAGCUCAAAUGAACUCAUUUCGCAUACUUCAAGUUUAAAAAGUGCUUUUGAAAACUUUGACUUAUUCACAUUAUUGUACAAAUUGCAGAUGGAAGAAAUCUUCAUGAAAGAAAUGGAAAAUUUGAGCUGGAGGUAUCUGGCCCUAUUUCCAAAUUCCCGCUCUGUUAAGAAUUAUUUUACUGAAUGGAUAUUGCAUACUCUCAAAAAGGAUAGUCAUUGGUUUGAUAAAUUAUAUUCGGUUUUUAAUAUGAGCCUAGGAAGACUCUUCCAAAGUUAUUACAGAGAUGUAACAGUUCUAUUGGAGCUGAACGGCCUACAAGAGUCUUCAGAAAAAGAAAUCAAAGGCGAAGAAGAGGAGUCCAUCGCAAAUGUAAGCCAGCUGGCCAACACAAGUACUAAAGAUCUUGGCUCUGACAACCUUCAAUGGAAGAGCAAACAGAUAAUCUUAAAUUUGAUAGUAACACUGUGUUUAGAAUCUGAAAAAUAUGAAAACCUGCUGCUCGCACUGAGCGGCAAAAUUUCAGAUCUUAUUGAAAUAUCGUUCCGUGGAUCUACAGUGAGAAAUGAAGGAAUGAAAUUGACUGGACUACAAAUUUUGAAUUUUGUACUUAAGAACUAUUCGUCAAUGAGAGAUCCCCAGAUCCCUGAAUCAUCGAUAUUAGAGCAACAGGAAGCCCAGAUAACUAGUGCAUUGAUGCCAGCAUUUAGUAAAGGAAGCUCGCCUACAGUGAUUUCUUUUGCUAUCACUGUUGCUGCUGAGGUAUUAGCCUCCAAUAUCAUGCCGCCAGACAAAUUGGGAAGAAUUUCACAAUUACUAGUAGAUCUUCUCGGUAACUUCAAAGGUUCUCCUUCUAAUAUACGUGUGGGUGAGGCCUUCAUUGUUACACCAAAGGCGAAGAGAAAAAUUGAACUUUCCGUUUUGGAUGCAUGGGCUGAGAUAGUACAAAGGUCCAUUACCUCAUCGAAUGAACCACUGGUCGCUUUUACAAAAAAAUAUUGGAGUAUUUUGGUUCCAUUAUGGAUCAUCUCUUUACGUGAAUAUAUGACAAUCAAAUACAGUGACAAAGAUGCUACGAUACAAUUAGAUGAUCAUUCGAAAGAAAAUGACCUCAUUGAGUUGAGAAGUACAAAGAUUGAAUUGUAUGAGCCAGUGUGGUUGAACUUUGUAGAGGCACUCGGAUGCACACUUGAUUCCGAUGUUAGCAUCAUUUCAGGAUCACUUAACGACGAGGAAUUGGAGUAUUUCCUCUUUAUUCUGUUUAGUCUGUGCUUAGAAGCCAUCGUCAAGAAUAUUGACGACCAUUCAAUGAAAAUGCAAGUUUUGCCUGCUUUACACAACGUUUUAAAAAGUAAUCUAUGCAUAAAAAGCAUAUUUGAAGAUGAUAUCAUUGCCGAAGUUGUUGGAGUUAUGGAUAGACUAAUCUCUACAGGAAACAGCAAGGAAGAAUUUUUACUCGUUGAUAUAAUUAGUGACUUGAUCAUUGGUUAUUCAAAGUGCAAUAGUACACCUGAGUCGUUUCUACAAGAUAUUGACAAACUGUAUGAAUUACUGCGACUAUUAAUGAUGAUUAUCUCAGAGAAAUUACCACUUAUCAAGAAUAACGUGUUAAGUAGCGAGGAAGAUAAUUAUGAAAUAAAACUCUCCUCCACUGAUAUUGACUUAUUAAAGAAAACAUUCGUUGCGUUUGAAUCAAACAUCAGUAACUUUGACAGCAUGUUUAAGUUAGAUCUCUAUUCCUGUCUUUUAUUCGUUAUAGGGAAAAUUUAUGAAUGUAGGGAACGCGAAGUGAUCAUCCCAAUCAUUCUUCCACUUUUCAAGGCAUUAGUAAAGGCACUUACAGAAUCGGACGACAAGGAUAAUAUUGAAUUACUGGCAAUAUUCUACGGGUCAAUCAAGGAUGUAAUAUAUCAUAAGUUGAGUUCGAACAACAAGGUUGCCACCAUUUUGAUUUUGCUGUCUAAUGGGUACUCUAAUUUAAGUUGUCAGGAACUAAGUGACUGCGCGGACAUUCUCUUGGGGGCAUUAAACGAUCCUACUACACGACCCAUUGCCUUACAAGGUUUCAAAAGAAUAGUAUCGAAUGUUUUUAGAUACCCAUUAUUGCAGCACUUGAUAAAAGUAGUCAUCAAAAGGUUUUUUCAAGAUAUUCAAGCAAAGGAAUCUUUGUCGCUAGCAACCAUCAAAAUAAAGCUAAUAAUUCAGUUUACAGGAGAAGCGAUAAAGCAAAAUGACUCAAAAGCAUCGUUGUCAAUCGCUUUAUGUCUGUCUUUCUUCGUUGUAUAUCACGAAACGUAUAGAGAUAAAGUGGACAAAGAGGUUGCUGAAGAAAUGAUGACUUUGGUCCAAUUGGACAAGAAUUCAUUUAAAGAUGCUGUUGCCAAUAUUUUAAACCAUCAACAAAAGACGAUUAUAGGCUCCAUAAUGGAGGCUUAUGUUCAGUCUGAGUCCCUGGGAUCUGUCGAAGAAGCUUUUCAAUUGAAAUCUUUUAAGUAA